GCAGUCCCAAUUCUCUUUUGCGUAUCAAAGCAAAGCAAUCUGAUAUGGCUUCGUCUUCUUCCUCUACUCCAUCUUCUCAAUCUCCAAAGAAAUAUGAUGUUUUUAUUAGCUUUAGAGGUGAGGACACCCGCUUCAAUUUCACUAGCCACCUUCAUGAAGCACUUCGUAGAAACCAUGUAGAUACAUACAUCGACUACAGACUUGAGAAAGGAGAUGAGGUAUGGCCAUCUCUUGAGAAAGCCAUCGAAGAUUCAACUCUCUUCCUUGUGAUCUUCUCAAAAAACUAUGCAUCUUCCACGUGGACCUUGAAGGAGCUUUCAAAAAUAUUAGACUGCUCCAAAAAUCAAGGUCACCAGCUUGUUAUGCCAGUGUUCUAUAGAGUAGAUCCUUCACAUGUGAGGAAGCAGUCUGGGAGUUACCAGAAAGCAUUUGAAGAACAUGAGCUUAAAAGCAUCAACAACCAACAUCUACACAUGUGGAGGAAGGCUCUCACUCAUGCUGCCAAUUUAUCUGGUUGGCAUUGUAGCUUCGAUAGGGAUGAAGCGGAGCUAAUUAAAGAAAUAGUGAAAUGUGUUAUACACAAGUUAGGCUGUAAUUAUCAAAGUGAAGAUUAUCUAAAAGAUUUGAUCGGAAUUCAGAAAAGAAUGGCAGAUGUAGAAUCAUUGUUAGAAAAAGAUUCAAAUGAUGAUGUGCGAUUUAUUGGCAUUUGGGCUAUGGGUGGUAUGGGCAAAACGACUCUUGCAAAAGCAUUGUUUAGCAAAUUGCGUUUUGGAUAUGAAGGGUCUUACUUUUUGGCUAAUGUAAGGGAAGAAUCAAAGAAAUGUGGAAUAGAUGCUUUGAGGGAAAAGCUCAUUUUGAACUUAUUAGGGGAUAAAGAAUCUCACAUUGACAUGGUUGAUGGUGCAAUAUCUUCUUAUGCCAUGAGGAGACUUAGCCGCAAAAAAAGUUUCGUUGUUCUUGAUGAUGUUGAUGAUCUUGAACAAUUAGAAAAAUUAGCAGGAAAACAUGAUUGGUUUGGACCAGGUAGUAAAAUAUUGAUAACAACCAGAGAUAAGCAAGUUUUUGGUAAGGAAGUAGAUGAUAUAUAUCAGCUUGAGGCUUUGAAUUCUGAUGAGGCUUUUCAACUUUUCUCCUUAAAUGCCUUCAAAAAACACUAUGAUGGUGAUCCAAAGAUACGAGAGCUGGUAGAAAAAAUUACUCACUAUGCAGGUGGAAAUCCAUUGGCCUUAAAAGUUUUAGGUUCCUUUUUGUAUGGCAAAAAUCAAGAAGCAUGGCAGAGCCAAUUGGAAAAGCUUACAAAAUUACCUUGUCCAAAAAUUAAUGAUAUCCUCAAAUUGAGUCUUGAAGAACUUGAUUCUGAAGAGAAAAGUAUUUUCUUGCAUAUCUCAUGUCUCCUCAAUUAUUGUGAUGCUGAAGAUAUAAAAAAUUUGUUAGAUGCAUGUGGUUAUUCAACUGAGAUUGGAUUGAUGAGACUUGAAGAUAAAGCUCUUUUAGAAAUUCAUGAAAGAAGAAUAUCAGGAGAAAUUCAUGAAAGAAAAAUAUGUAUGCACCAUUUGAUAAAAGAAAUGGGUCAACAAAUUGUUCGUGAAGAAUCGUUAAAUGAUCCUAAAAGGUGCAAUAUAUUAUGGAUUUCCAAGAAAAAUUCUGACAUAGUGAAGAAAAACAUGGGAAGUGCAGCUACCGAAGGCAUAAUUCUGAACCUUUCCGAAGUUGAAGAGAUGUGCUUCAAUAAAAACGCUUUCCGUUCAAUGCCCAAUCUAAAGUUUCUAUGUUUUGAUAGAAAUUUGGAUUAUCAGUUCAGGAACAAGUUAAACUUUCCCUGUGGUAUAGAGUUUUUACCAAAAAAUCUCAGACUCUUGCAUUGGGUGGGAUACCCUUUAAAGGCCUUGCCAGCAAAAUUCGAGAUUGAAAAUCUUGUUCAAAUUAUAAUGCCUCAUAGCAAUUUGACAAAACUUUGGGAUGGAGUGCAGAAUCUCGUGAAUUUACGUGGAAUUAACCUCCAUGGAUCAAAAGACUUGAUUGAGCUCCCAAAUUUUUCCAAGGCAAUACAUCUUGCAGAAGUGAAUCUCAAUGAUUGUUCAAAAUUGCAGGGUGUUCAUCCAUCUAUUUUAUCCCUCAAUAGUCUUUGUUAUUUAAGACUAAGAGGUUGUGAAGCCCUUACCAACCUUACAAGCAAUACCCAUCUCCAAUCACUAGAGUAUCUGGACCUAACAGAAUGCUCAAGAUUGAACAAAUUUUCAGUGACCUCAGAAAACAGUGGGUUUGAAUUGAUACUUUCGGGAACGGCCAUCAAUGACGAGUUGUGCUCAUCAAGUGGACGUCUCAGCAAAAUUGGUUCAUUGUUUCUAGACGAAUGCAAAAGUGUGAAAAGUCUUCCCUACAAAUUGGUUGACUUGCGCAACCUCGGACGUCUUGAUGCUAACGGAUGUAAUAAGGUAGCAUCAAAUCUACUUUCCAUAUUUGAUGAGAUGCGUGCUUUGGAAGUUCUAUAUCUAAAUGAUUGUAGUGAAUCAUUUGAAGUUCCUGAUAACAUCAGCUUGUUAUCGUCAUUGCGUACGUUAAGUUUGUCAAGGAGUAAUAUAGAGACAUUGCCUUCAAGCAUCAAACACCUUUCGAGCCUGAAAGAACUUAACGUAAAUAGAUGCGAAAGGCUUCGGUCCCUACCAGAACUACCUCCCUCUAUCUUAGACCUAUCUGCCAGGGACUGCCUAUCCCUUGUGUCCCUACAGUUACCUUUAAUGAGAGAAGAUGGAGAACAAAAAGAAGAUCAAACAAAACUGUGCUUUGCUUUCACUAGUUGCAUGAAGUUGGAUCAACAAUCAAUCAAAGCUUGCGAGGCAAAAGUGGUACACGAGAUAAGUAAAGCCACUUGUUGCGGGGCUUAUGUGGAAUAUCCAGGAGAAAGAGUUCCAGAUUGGUUCAUGUAUAGGUCUAUACGGUCAUCUGUCAUAACUGUGGAUCUCCGUUCUAUUCCACAACCUUGGGAUGGCUGUUUCAUUUUCUGCGUCGUCAUUUUGAAGUCACCACCGAUGGCAGCAGUUGACGCCAAAUGCUUUAUUGAUGGUCAAUAUGCUUGCACGUAUGAAGGUGGGUUUAUCUAUGAUCCUCUAUUGUCAGAUCAUGUUGUCAUUUGGUACGACGCAUGUUCUUGUGGAGAACUACAAAGGAAAAUUGAAGAGAAGAAAAGGGAUGCUCACAGCGACACUUAUAUCCCAUUGCUUCAAAUUCAAUUCACAGUUGCUGCAUUAAUAAGAGGAGAGAUCAAAGAGUGUGGGGUAUGUCCCACAUCAGCACUACUUGAAUAUCAAAAUUACAUUCAACAAAUUCGAUUGCCAUUGCAUCCACAUCCUAGCUCUGAUACAAUGCAAACGCCGUCUCGAAAGCGCAAAUAUCACAGCUUACUUCGUUGAAUUUGAAUAAAUGAUUUUCAGUUUUGAAUGAUCUGCCCUUGAUACGUUACUCUUUCCGUUGUACUGGCGUACAUACAAUUAACUGAAGACUCUUCUUUGAUUGAGAUUUAA
Messenger RNA from Neltuma alba, 3521 nucleotides. Its product is annotated as disease resistance-like protein DSC1. The record is from RefSeq and is a predicted model, not a curated record. Lineage: Eukaryota; Viridiplantae; Streptophyta; Magnoliopsida; Fabales; Fabaceae. Gene Ontology annotation, biological process: defense response; signal transduction. Gene Ontology annotation, molecular function: ADP binding. The coding region runs from base 45 to 3410 and encodes 1121 amino acids. The transcript is spliced from 4 exons.